Lucilia sericata (common green bottle fly) is the source of this 1872-nucleotide messenger RNA. RefSeq names its product zinc finger protein 836-like. Lineage: Eukaryota; Metazoa; Arthropoda; Insecta; Diptera; Calliphoridae. Gene Ontology annotation, cellular component: nucleus. Bases 118 to 1713 code for a protein of 531 amino acids. The transcript is spliced from 2 exons. The record is from RefSeq and is a predicted model, not a curated record.
CUUUCUUCUCUUUGACAGCUAAAAUGUAUUUUUGUUAUUGAGUGCAAUUUUAUUUUUUUUUAUAUAAACAAAUGAAAAAUUAUUGAAAAAAAUACUAAAAAUAUAAUUAACGUAAACAUGUUAAAAGUAGCGCAACCAACGAGUAAUGCCUUUCACAAUUUUAAAUGCGGCGAAAUAUUUUGUAUUUCACCAGCCGUUUAUAAUGUUACAUGCUGUCUGUGUGCCACCAAAAUGCAUCUGGAUCAGUUUCCCAGUCACUUUCAAAUGCAACAUCUUACUCUGGCCGAGGAGAGUAUAAAUUUGGAAGAAUUAGAACUUAAGAGGCGUGCUAAAUUGGCCAAAGAUGCAACGCUGCUGGAUAAUAUGGCCAUCAAAGAGGAGGAUCCCGAAGAUGAUCCCAUAAAACAAGAAGAUGUGGCGUAUGAACAAGACGUAGAUGAAGAUGAUAAAAGUUUGCAGCAGCUAUUAAGGGAAACAGAAAAGGCUCGUGGCAAGCAGGAGAAAGAUCAGGAGGAAGAGUUUCUUGAAGAGGCGGAAAGUGAAGAAUUAAAUAUUGGUGACAAAUUGCAGGUGGAGAUUUUGGUGCGUAAACCGAAUACUAGAAACUCGAGGAAAACUAAUAAAAAAGCUCUUAGUAUAAAGGAAGAUCAAAAGCCGGAGGUGGAAAGUGAGUUAGAUGAAGUAAGCUUAGUGGAGGAUAAAGCAAGUGGAAAAGAAUUGACCACACACUUGAAUACUGAAGAGGAGGAGUUAAAAGAAGAAUAUGAUGGUGACGAUGUAGAUAUGGAUCGAGACUGGUCUUUGGAGGAUAAGAUUUCUGACACAGAUUCCGAUCCCGAUGACAAGAACAGCCCCAAAGAUGAAUUACCCUUUCCUUGUCUUACAUGUAAACGAUCGUAUCGUUCCAAACACAGCUUACAAAAGCACAACUAUAGUGUUCAUAAUCCUAAUAAACCGCCGAAAAAACCGAAGGAACCUAAAGCCGAACACAAAUGUGAUGAAUGUAAUGAAGUUUUUCGUUCCGCCCGAGAUUUGCGUGGUCAUAAAUGGAAACAUACGGGAAUAUUUUGCGAUAUCUGCGGAAAAGCUUUUACCCAAACCGGCAAUAUGAUGAGACAUAAAAUCCGUCACACUGGCAUUAAGGCACACAAAUGCAAUGAAUGUGAUAAGGAAUUCUUUACCGACAAAGAAUUAAAAUCACAUAUGAUUUGUCAUACCGGUCUAAUGCCUGUAAUUUGCGAAAUAUGUGGUAAAAGGUGUCGGGAUCGUGGUGUUCUAACCGCCCAUAUGCGUAGACAUACUGGUGAAAGGCCGGCUAAAUGUGAUGUUUGUGGUAAAAGUUUCUUUUCAUUUCAUGAUCUUAACGUUCAUGCUGUUACGCACAGUAGUGAGCGGCCAUUUAAGUGUGAUAUAUGUGGUUCAACAUUCCAGCGCAAAAAAGCUUUGCGUGUUCACAAACUUAUACAUUCGAAAGAUCGUAAGCAUGUGUGUAAAAUAUGUGGCAAAGGUUUUGCUCAAUCCGGUGGUCUCAACUCGCAUAUGCGUACCCAUGAUGCGGCUCUAGAGAAAACUAGCAAUGAGAUUGCUCAACCGGUUAUAAUGCCAGUACAGAUGGAACAAGCAGAAAGUUCAACGUCGAAUAAAACACCUGCAACUAACGAGGUUAGUAUGACACCAGAGAGUAGUAGUGUUUUGGGCCAAUAUAUGGUUUAAAAUUGAAAAAAAAUUUUCGUUUUAAUUUUAGUUUUUCAUAUGAUUUAUUAUGAUUAAGGUUUUUACAAUAAAAUGAUAAAAGUAGUUAUAGGAUAUGUGUAAAUAAAUGCAAUAUAAUUAAGUAAUAAUCUUAAAAUAAAGUAACCAUUUAAAUUAAAA